Molecule: messenger RNA, 3504 nt
Organism: Truncatella angustata
Lineage: Eukaryota; Fungi; Ascomycota; Sordariomycetes; Amphisphaeriales; Sporocadaceae
Exons: 2
Coding region: 1-3504 (1167 amino acids)
Biological process (GO): chromatin remodeling
Molecular function (GO): protein binding; histone methyltransferase activity
Source: RefSeq, a predicted model, not a curated record
AUGGUGUCCAAGUUUAUUGAUCUCACUGAUCUCUGCACGUCAGAUGAAUCAGAUGAGGGCCCACCAGCUCAACGAUCACAGAAACGUCAGGGCUCUUACUCGGCCUCGCACUCAGGCCUGCGCAUUCAAGGGCCCAUAAGCCCGCCGGCGUUGAGUCGGCAGGCGCUAUCAAAUGCGCAAGGAAGAGAAAAUGUUCCAAUGGCUUCCAACUUACCUCAAGCGAAGAGCAAUCCUCACUCUGAGCAGAAGGUCAAAGAAGAAGCUACAUUGGCCUCUACGAACUUCCAUCCUGGGAUCGCUGUUAGAGAAUCUCACGGCGUCGCUUCUGCUGAAAGUUUCGGCAAUCCUUAUGGUACGCCCGCGCAGCAGACGCCUCGGAAAAUCGACUGGACGGUGGAGAAGAUUGAAGUCGCCUUGCGCAACUUCUCACAUGAUAUAGGUCACGAUGCCGCCAAAGUUACUACUCGUCUUCUCCAAUCUACCUGGAAAACGAUGGCCCCAACGCCUCUGACAUAUUCCAAGAAGAACUGGUUCGUUGGCAUGAAGCGGACACCAGUCGAAGCCGGUAACGGUGCCCUCAAGCUGAAGGUCAAGCACAUGGGUCCAGGUCGUACCGGCAAGCAAGCGAUACGUGACUAUUAUGAGGUGAAAGGCAUCAAAACCGACAAAGAGCCAGUGCCGAAAUAUGAUUUUCAUCAUAUUGAGAUUCGCAAGAAUAUACUUUCACCCAACACAAUCCUAAAUUUUGUGCCACACCUGCGGGACUUAGCAGACGAGGAAGAGUCAAAGUAUCGAAGAUGGCUUGAGAACCUGGAGAACAUGGAUAAAACUUCUGGCUUUGCCACACUUAGCAGGAAGGAGAAAGUGCACAAAACUUGCCAGAAAGAGCGGGCCCUUACCUUGCUCCUCUACCUGGAUAGCUGGCUCAAGAAGCUCUCAAUCCAAAAUUGUUCGAAGACUACGCUCAUCCGUUAUAUGGCAAGUCAAACAGAUGCUGUCACGCCUCAACAGAUGUCCAGCAUUCUCAGCUCAUACAACAACGAUAAUGACUCGCCCUGGUCAGCAAAAACCGUCAAGAUCUUCACAGAAGCAUUCGAUCGGGUAUUUGACAAUAGCGAUAUCUGGAAAGAAGGAGCAGUGACACUCCGUGAUGUCCUGCUCCUCGAUAAGUCUAUUGAUACAAUUGUUGAUUCCAAGAAAUGGAUCAAAGAUACUCCAAACCAAGUCAAACCCAUCGAGGAAAACACUACGUUAGAAACGUUUCUCGAGACAUAUUCGCUUCUAGGCUGUCUCAUAUGUUUCAGCCACUCGUGCGAACAUGGAGAGUACGGAACCGACAAUGAACGCAAGAGAUUCUCUAUUGAUGUUGUGGGUGGGCUUAAGCCCCUUGUCUGCAAGAAGGCCAUGCAGGCUUCCAAGGUCAACUCAUCGAGGUCACAAUCAUCAAGUAACGACCCAUGGGAAUACGAAGACUCUCGCAAGCCCUGCAGCGACGAGUGCUUUCUGAGAGUUCGACCCAACACACCAGUUAAAAGCUGGAGCGAAACAGAGAUAAUGCUGUUGAAGACAGCUGUCUUCUUCUUCUGCGACCAAGAUGAGCCGAUCCAGUGCUCAACUGCGGUAGCUACUGGUAGACCCUGUUGGGACGUCGACCGCCAGUUUCACAGAUUGGGUUUGCAAUUACCUCAGCAGCCUCUCCGGUCACAGGAACCCGAUGAGGUUAAGUCAGUCCACUGGUAUGACCGAUUCAAGAAGGUACUGCAUGCAGAUUGGCAAGAACAGACCAUUACACAUGCACAUCAGUUAAAGGACCACUUUGAUCCCUGUAGCCACGACGGGCCAUGCACAAAAGACAAUUGUGAAUGUGCUAGGAACGGCCUCAUGUGCGAGCGGUUUUGCCGCUGUACAGUUGAUACAUGCGCUAUCAAGUUCACGGGAUGCGCUUGUCACUCACAAGGCAGAACGUGCCUACCCCGACAGAAGGGAGAAAAGCCCUGCAUAUGCAUACAACUCAACCGGGAGUGCGAUCCUGCGCUGUGUGGAAGUUGUGGAGCCACAGACCGAGCAAACCCAAAGAAUGCAGAGGAUGACCAGCUAUUCAAACAUGGUUGCCAGAAUUGCGCUUUACAACGAGGAAAGUCGAAGUCACUGCUCCUGGGCAAAUCCACUAUUGAAGGCUGUGGCUACGGUCUUUUUACAGCAGAGAAUAUUGCUCAAGAUGACUUCGUGAUCGAAUACGUUGGAGAGCUAAUCACGCAAGAUGAAGGAGUUCGGCGUGAGGCCCGCCGGGGAGACGUUUUUGACGAAGAGCACAACUCGUCUUACCUCUUCACCCUACUCGAGCAAGAGGGUAUAUGGGUCGACGCUGCGAUUUACGGCAACCUAAGCAGAUAUAUAAAUCACCAAGACGAUUUUGGGAAGGGUCAGGGUUGCAACAUAACCCCUAAGAUCAUGUACGUUGGUAGCGAAUAUCGCAUCAAAUUCAGUGCUCUGCGAGACAUCAACGCUGGGGAAGAACUUUUUUUCAAUUACGGUUCCGAAUUCCCAAAUUUGACCAAGAAGUUACUCGAAGAACAAGAAGAACAAACAGCAGUCGAGACAAACGCCAAGAAGCAAGGCAAAGCUCGAAAAGGCUGGGACGAGGAAGAAGUGGUGGAUAACACUAAGAAACCCAAAGGCAAGAAGCGCGGCCGUAAGCCUAAAAAGAAAUCGUUCGCCGCCAGGCUGGAGUCGGACCAGGAGGCUGAAGACGGCAAUGAAGCUUUAUCUGACGAGGACCUCGGACCCCGGAAGCGAAAGCCUAAGCUUGAAGGUUCCGAGUCUGGUCGUGAAAAAUACCGUAAGAGAAAUAUCAAGUCGAACCUGCGAUCGGGUACUGGCCGCAGCAGGUUCUACGGGCGACAAGGCCUGGGUAGAAACAACCCAGCACAACAAGGAGAUGAUGUUGAUAUGCCUGAUGCUGAGACUCCCAGGAGCCAAGGCAAAAGAUCGAAGAAGAUGGCCGAAGACGACGAAGAUGAGGACGAAAUCGACGAGAAUCUUGACGCGGAAUACAAUGGAGGAGGCCUAGGCAAUGGCGCGGGACACCGAGGUGGUGACACUAUACAUCGUCGUGCCGUAGUCGAAGAAACCGAAGAUUCUGCAGCUGAGGAGGACACACCGUCUCGUGUACGAACACGCAAGAGGGGCCAUGACAUUCGAGAUUUGAAUCCUUCACUCACGCGUGAGGAUCUGGCAUUUGAUCAGAUGGGCCAUGAUCGACUCAAAAGUGAAGCCACGGCCAAGCUUCCCGUCGCUCAGAAAAAGAAGCGCGGUAGACCUAGAAAGGUACAGCCUGUCGACGAAAUUGCGGAAACGGAUGACAACGCAGACGAGAACAGCACUGGUGCAACCAGUAUGGAUAACAAACUAUCACAGUCAAUUAUUAAUGAUAGUGAUGCCAGCAGCAACGCUGGUGGGAAUCGUAAUCGCGUUAGGAAGCGACCGGCAAGAUAUGAUGAGUAG